ACAUAUAGUGAACAAUAAACAAUCCCUUCCUACCAAAACACUGCUAACGAGCAUAUCUCACCUCAGUUUUUUGUGAACAAAAUUACAGAACCUAAGCCACCUUUUCCAAAUCAGUAGUGUUUCUUCUCUUUCAUUACAGCAAAUUCAUAUUUGUGUUAGCUCUCCAGAUAUGGGAUGCACAGCUUCAAAACGUGACGAUGAGGAAGCCAUGAGGCUUUGCAGGGACAGAAAGAACUUUAUAAAGCAGGCAAUGGAGCAAAGAAACAGGUUUGCUUCUGAUCAUAUUGCUUAUGCUCAGUCAUUAAGAAGAGUUUCAGCUGCUCUUAGUCAGUUUACAGAUACUGAUUGCGACCAUGACUUUUUCUUCACCUCAAACUUAAUUCCUAUAAAAUCACUAAAAUCAGAACAGAUAAAGCCUAAGAAGAGCCCUGCUAGCCUGGUUAAUUUCUUGAGAUUAGGUGGAAAUCCUUUAGUUUCUGUUGAGGAAGAGCCUGAAGCAGAAGAAACUGGAAGGAUAGAAAACUUCUAUUCCAUGGAUCAGCAUAGUGGGAUCAACAAUAUGCAGUGGGACCAACUAUGGAACCCUUUUCUCUCAUUGGAUUCUUAUGGGUACCCCUCAAGCUUUGGGAGAAUAAUAGAUGAUGAUGAUGAUGAUGUAGAUGGGCUUAGGCAGAUUAGAGAAGAAGAAGGAAUUCCUGAACUAGAAGAUGUGGAUGGUGAGGAAAAUAAAGAAAAUUUAAAGUUUUGGAAGGGUGAGAAAAAGAAUGAGAAGCCAAAAUCUGAAUCUAAGCAUGAUGGAGUAGAAACUAGUGAGAAAGUGCCAGAAUUAGAGAAUAAGUCACCAGGUUCAGAAAGUACCGCAGAAUCAGAAACUGGAGGUACAGUGAAUCUCGAAACACCUAAUCGAAGAAAAUUGGGAGGAGCAAAUGGUGUAGAAGAAACUCCAGGUUACACUGUAUAUGUGAACAGAAGGCCGGCGAGCAUGGCAGAGGCCAUGAAAGAUAUCGAGAACCAGUUCAUGAGAAUCUGUGAUUCUGCCCGUGAGGUUUCGGUAAUCCUAGAAGCAAGCAGAGUUCGAAAUUCUACUGUUUCAAGUGAGCUAGCAGCAACAGCAAGGAUGAUGAACCCAGUUACUUUUGUUCGUCCAUCAACAUCAAAAAUCGGGCAAUCCUCUUCUAGUUCAAAGGAGGACAACAAUGGCCUCUACUGCAUGAUCCCAGUAAGCCAUAAAGCCACUCUGGAUAGACUAUAUGAAUGGGAGAAAAAGUUGUAUGAAGAAGUAAAGGCUGGAGAAUGGGUGCGAGUCGAAUAUGAAAGGAAAUGCGAGCAGCUGAGUCAUCAUGACAUUUAUGGAGAGGAACCGUCUGCCGUAGAACGAACAAUAGUAGCCAUAAGAGAACUUCACACCCACGUUAAAGUUCAUAUUCGUACAGUAGAAUCAAUUUCUAAAAGGAUUGAAGCAUUGAGGGAUGCAGAAUUGUGUCCUCAGCUUAUGAAGCUAAUCCAAGG
Molecule: messenger RNA, 1509 nt
Organism: Phalaenopsis equestris
Lineage: Eukaryota; Viridiplantae; Streptophyta; Magnoliopsida; Asparagales; Orchidaceae
Source: RefSeq, a predicted model, not a curated record